Messenger RNA from Pangasianodon hypophthalmus (striped catfish), 2391 nucleotides. RefSeq names its product cell division cycle 34 homolog (S. cerevisiae) b (gene cdc34b). The record is from RefSeq and is a predicted model, not a curated record. Lineage: Eukaryota; Metazoa; Chordata; Actinopteri; Siluriformes; Pangasiidae. Gene Ontology annotation, biological process: ubiquitin-dependent protein catabolic process; protein polyubiquitination. Gene Ontology annotation, molecular function: ubiquitin conjugating enzyme activity. The transcript is spliced from 6 exons. The coding region runs from base 183 to 902 and encodes 239 amino acids.
AAAAAAACAUCAGAGCCAUACUGGAGAUUCCAGCAGCUGCGACGAACAGUCAGUCAACUAUCUCAGUUGUUUACUCCAUUUUCUCUUUUGAGCAAGUCGUUUUGAGCACCGUGUAGAGUUAUUUUUUUGCCCCCAACAGAAUUUGUCAACUUUUGUACAAAAAUAGACAAAGCCAAAAGAAAAUGGCUCAGAACAGCAGUUCUCACGUAGCAAGCUCACAGAAAGCGUUAAUGCUUGAAAUGAAAAGCCUGCAAGAGGAGCCAGUGGAGGGCUUUAAAAUCACCCUGGUGGACGAGGCAGACCUCUAUAACUGGGAAGUGGCCAUUUUCGGACCACCAAAUACACUCUAUGAAGGGGGUUACUUUAAGGCACGUAUCAAGUUUCCCAUCGACUACCCCUACUCCCCUCCAGCCUUCAGAUUCCUCACAAAAAUGUGGCACCCUAACAUUUACGAGAACGGGGACGUGUGUAUCUCUAUCCUCCACCCUCCAGUAGAUGACCCGCAGAGCGGAGAGCUGCCCUCGGAGAGGUGGAACCCAACACAGAACGUCAGAACCAUCCUGCUGAGCGUCAUAUCCUUGUUGAACGAGCCCAACACUUUCUCUCCUGCUAAUGUGGACGCCUCUGUGAUGUACCGCAAGUGGAGAGACAGCAAAGGAAAGGACAGAGAGUAUGCAGAGAUCAUUCGAAAGCAGGUUCUGGCCACUAAAGCAGAAGCAGAGCGCGACGGUGUUAAAGUUCCCACUACGCUGGCUGAGUACUGUGUGCGCACGCGCGCCCCCCCUACAGACGAGGGCUCUGACUUGUUUUACGAUGAUUACUAUGAUGACGAGGACUUGGAGGACAAUAAUGAUGAGGACUGUUGCUACGAUGAAGAUGACUCAGGAAACGAGGAAUCGUGACCCCGCCAUCACAAUCAUUAUCCUCUUCAUCACCAUCAUCUUUAUCCCGAAACGUUGAAAAGCUGUCGCAUGCACCUUGUAUUUCUUUUCUUUUGAAAAUGCUAUAAAAGAUGCUAUAGGUUCUUUUUUUUCUAGUUGGAAAAUGAAAGCAUUCUGUUUUCUCUCCGGUUUUUGUUGAAUUGAGUUUUCCUUUUGUUCCCUUUUUUCAUUUAUCUUAACCUUCCCCCAUUUUCUUGCGCUAUGAAAUUCAAACAUUUCCGCUAAAUAAUAGAACAACUAUGAAUGGGUGAAAAGGAGGGUGUUUUUUUUUUUUUUUUUGCUGUACUGUGCAUGUUGGCAUUGUGGUGUUUUUAUUACACAGUGCUGCUCCCUUCAUCCACCGUUUUUCUUUUUUUCCCCUGAAAGUUCUCUAAUCAAGGAUAAUCUACAAGUCCAACCAGUUCAGCAAUAAAAUGCAUUUUGCAUACUUACAUGCUCCAGAGGCAAGAUUUAGAAACUGAAUACAGCAGAGUUGUCUUUUAUCCUGACGUUUGUGUUACACGUGUGUUUUUCCUGCUCUAACACAACUGAUUUUAUGCGCCGAUGUGCUUGAGCAGGAAAAACACUGAACUGUGUAUUGCUGUGGAUUGAUCUACAUCCGGUUUGAAUGCUUGUAGAAAGAUUUGUUAUCGAUGUUAAGGGACUGAUUAAUCUUUUGUUUUGAGGGAGAAACACUUGAUGUGUGCCCUGCAGAGGCCUAAACCCCUACUACCACUAUGUGAGAUUCCGUGCAUUAUUUUAUGAUGGUGGUGUUUUAACCUCAAAUUGUAAUCCCAUAUUUCCUUAUGUCCUGUGAUAGUGUGCAUCCGAUAAACAAGGAUGCGAAUCAUGACGUUAAAAUGGUAGGAGGGUCUUUUUUUUUUUUUUUUUUUUUUUUUUUUUUUUCUGUUGAGCUGAAAUAUUUGUUUUUGUGAUGCCAAUAUUGUAUCGCUCCCUCACGAAUUACAUUUAAUCUACAACUAGGUUUUUAUUAAUAGAGAAUGUAUUUUUUUCAUGACAGCAAUGUAAAUUCCUUCAUUUGGGGCUAUUGGGGUGAUUUCUCCUGGAUUUAUGAAUGGUCAUGUGUUUAAUUUUGAAUUUCUCAUUCAGUAAAAUGAUAGCCCUGUCAGCAUUAAUUUAAUUUCACGCCUUUGAGCAUUUGUGGACUGGAGAGGGCUUUUAACUACAUCAUUGCAUUGACCAGCUGAAUUACUUCAAUGUGAGCUCAUUUUAAUUGACUCUCAGGAUAAAGCAAACAGGAAAAAAAAAAAUCCCACAGUACCACCAACCUUCUUGUGAACAGCAAUUUAACCAGUCUAUCAAUUCUGUUUUUGAAGGCGGUUUACAAUCUUAAACCUUGAUGCUGAUGUGCACAUGUGAGUAUGUGGCUGAUCAUUUUACUGACCUGUAUGUAUUUUUAUGGUUUGUUGGCCUAUUUAAAACUGAAAAAUAAAAAUCUUUAUUAGAAUAA